Molecule: messenger RNA, 582 nt
Organism: Echinostoma caproni
Lineage: Eukaryota; Metazoa; Platyhelminthes; Trematoda; Plagiorchiida; Echinostomatidae
Source: the annotation of a GenBank genome assembly
AUGAAAUCGUUCUACUUAACUAUCUUAAGUCUAGCACUUGCCGGAUUGGCUGUGUCCAUUACAGUGGAUGAGAAAAAUCUACUCUUGCGCUUGCACAAUGCCGCCCGAACUCGAAUUCUGAACUGCUCUGUUCCAGGACAACCGCCAGCAAGAUCUAUGCAAAUGUUGAAAUGGCAUGAUGGUUUGUCGAAGAAAGCUCAACAGUGGAGCGAUCGAUGCAUAACCGGACACGACAAAAAUGACGAUCGCAAGUUGCCCGAAUUCUGGUGGGUUGGACAAAACUUCGCCGGCUUUCCAUCAGUGGAACCUGGAUUCAACGCUUGGUUUGAUGAAUACAAACAGUACAACUUCAUGGCCAACACAUGCAGCGGGGUUUGUGGUCACUAUACUCAGCUUGUCUGGGCAGACACGGAAUACGUUGGUUGCGGAGUGACCAAAUGCACAAAACCGUCAUUUCCCUAUGGCUAUUCGAUUGUGUGCAAUUACGGUCUGGGUGGCAAUAUGAAUGGAGCGCGUCCUUACACAGCCGGUACUCUAGGCGAUUGUCGAAAAACGAGUAAGUCGUUACUCUACUUUUACUGA